GUAAUUUAGUAAUAUCUGCAGAAGUGAACUGAGUAGUGUUAUCCCGGGGUUUGAGGGUUUACUCCUUGCAUUUAUCCGCGGAAAUCAUGUUCUUGAAACCUGGACAGAUUAGAGAUUCUGUGAAUUAUUUGGGCAGUUUUUGGAUCGUCUUUAGUGUCGUGUUUAUAAUUGUCAACGGACAGGAGGGCAAUGGCUGCGGGCACACUGUGAUGGCCACAGAGAGUGGCACCCUGGCCUCUCAGAACUACCCGUGGACCUACCCUGUUGAUUCCUGGUGUAAGUGGAGACUGCGAGUUCCGAAGGGACGUACACUGCACCUCCUCUUUGGGGACUUUGACGUGGAAAGGAGUCCGGGCUGCAGGAAUGGCUCCCUCACCAUCACACCCAACAACGGAGCUCCCAGCCUGGGCCCCCUGUGUGGACAGCUUGAAGACUCAGAGAAAAAUGUGACUGUAAACAGCAAUGAGGUGACAAUAGUAUUCUACUCUGGCCCCCAUCACUCAGGCCGAGGGUUCCUGUUCUCCUACACCACAGACCAACACUCAGGUCUCAUUUCGUGUCGACAAAGAGGAACACAUUUUAUCUCUCAGCAGUUUAGUGUGUACUGUCCUGCUGGGUGUAAGGACGUGACGGGGGACAUAUGUGGUCACUCUGAGCAGGGUUACAGAGAUACGUCAGUCUUGUGCAAAGCUGCGAUCCAUGCCGGGGUGGUGUCAGACAACCUAGGAGGACGGAUCACUGUGACCCGUGGGAGGAGCCUCACGCUUUAUGAGUCCAGCUUUGCCAACGGCAUUCUGUCCAAGAUGGGAUCACUGUCUGAAAAGAAGCUGGUUUUCACCAAAGAGUGUAAUGAUGAACUGACUGUGUCUGGUUUCAAUGCAUCUUCCAUCUGGAGAGAAGUGAACAGACUGGGGCAGCUUGUAUUAUGGUCCCCUAAGAACAUGGAUGCAGAGGGACAGUUACUUCCCUGGGCAUCGGAUGGUAGUGACCGGGAGCCCUGGCUGGAGCUAGAGCUUACAGACAAGAGCAGUGUCACAGGAAUAAUAACAAGGGGAUCGGCUGACUUCUACAUCGAAUCUUACGUUCUCCUUUUUAGCAAAGACCGCCACAACUGGAAAGUCUACAAAGCUGCUCUCAGCAGAGAGAAAAAGGUGUUUGAAGCCCACUCUGAUGGUCAUCUGAGGGUUCUCAAUAGCCUGUUUCCUCCGGUGGUAGUCCGGUACCUCCGGCUGCAGCCCCAGAGCUGGCAAGGUAGGGCCUCGGCACACGUCCAGGUCCUGGGCUGCCCUCUCCCCAAGAUCCACCCCAGGCCUCGCUCCGCUGGGGGAUCUCCAUCCUUAAAAGUUGAUGUUAGCACAACACCUCAUCUCAAUCCAGUCCCCACAGAGGGCCCUGUUAUCAUAAAGGACUCAAGCCUGAGCUCCAAUCAGCCAGUGAUAGUUGCGGUGGGCGUGGUUCUCGGACUGAUCCUGUGUGUCAGUUGUCUGUUGGCUGGAGUCUGGUGGAAUAGAAGGAAAAAAGCUGCACACAUGAAAAAGUUUUCCUUACCCAAAGCCUCUCAGAGUUUCCAGGAGAAGAGCCUCCCCUGCUCUGACUCUGAGCUUAUCUCCUACCCUCUAGAGCGGAGUGUCCAUGAUGCUUUACCCAACCCUCCUCUCAAUGACUAUGCAGAGCCAGAUGUGAUGGCUUGGGGGCAGAAGCUUGGCUCCACCUUCCGGCCCACAGUGGAGGAGGGCUACACCGUCCCCUUCACUUUCAACCACUAUGAUACCCCUGGAAAGCUCCUAGAGCACACUGAGCCCCUGCCCCUGGAGCCCGAGUAUGCCACCCCAUUCAGUGACCAGCCCCCAGAUCCCAAUCUGGCAACUCCACAGGGGACACUGCACAACAACAAACAUGUACUGCCUAUGGUUUCUACAGGGACAAGGACCACAAUAACCCAAGCCCAGUAUGACUGCCCCUCUCACAGAAAGUUGCCCAAUGGCUAUUGCACUACGUCUCUCCAUGCCAAUGUCCCACGCCCGGCCAGUGUGGUCUACACUGAGCCUGAGCCCCUGUUGUCUGACUCCCUGCUACAGCACCCAUAUGAGGAGCCUUUCUGAAUACAGCAAGCUCAACCACUAUUGCUGAAGUGUUACAUAUUGCACGCUAUAAAUGUAAAGGUAAUUUACGAUUGCGCCGAUACAUGCAGCAUUUACUGUGAAUGCAGUCUCCGCUAACACAGGAACAUUGUCUUUCAAUUUAAUUCACACUGUAACUCUGAAUUUCAGCAAUAGGGAUUGAAUAGAGCCCAACCUGGUACACACAGCCUUAUUCUUUUCAUUGUCUGUGUGUACCAGUUUGCACUUGGUGGCACCAUUGGCUGCUCUCUGCUUGGCACUCCCACCCCUUGGGCCACCGUAAUGGGCAAAGCAGGGACCAUUCAUGACCAGUACCAUCCAAAGUUGAUGACCUGUUAUUUACAAGAAAUGUGUCUAAUGACAUAUAUUGAUUCCAAUUAACUAAUAUAUUCCGUGAAUAAAACGGCACAAAAAGUAAAAUAUAAAUUACAAAUCAAAGUUUAACAUACUUGAAAGCUGAAAUGCUCAUUGAAGUGUCAGUUUAAAUCAUUCUUACAGGAGCUGUACAAAAAAGAGCAUGUCUUGGAAACAGCAAUAUGACUGUCUGAUUACAGUGUAUUAUCUUGUAUCAAGUUGUGACACCAUUUCUCUCAUCUGUUUAGAUAAUGCUUACUAUUUUUGUUUUUUUACUGUGAUAUUUUUAAAAUAACUUUCAGGAGAACUUCAUGUUCACAGAGUGAACUGAAUGACACUGAAAAGUUCAUAUUUUUGUACUGGAAAAAUAAAUACAGUGACGAAUAUAGUGAUUUCUAUUAUAUUUAACACUAUUUCCUGGGCCUCAAAUGUUUGUGUACAGAGAUAAAAGUGUGUGUUGUGGUUGAUUAAAAAUUACACAAACGUGCUUUGUU
Messenger RNA from Oncorhynchus kisutch (coho salmon), 2968 nucleotides. Its product is annotated as discoidin, CUB and LCCL domain-containing protein 1. The coding region runs from base 87 to 2102 and encodes 671 amino acids. Gene Ontology annotation, molecular function: signaling receptor activity. Lineage: Eukaryota; Metazoa; Chordata; Actinopteri; Salmoniformes; Salmonidae. The transcript is spliced from 15 exons. The record is from RefSeq and is a predicted model, not a curated record. Gene Ontology annotation, cellular component: plasma membrane.